AUGAGAUUCAUCUCCCGCAAGUCCUUCGCGUUUUCCUCGGGGAGGAGGAGGAGGAGAAAGGAGGAGAAGAAGGAGAAGAAGAAGAAGAAGAAGAAGAGGAAGAGGAAGAGGACCGCCCCGACAACAUCACGCGAACAGGCGACUUCCACAACGUGCGUUCAGGAAGGUUACGGCCGCAGUUCCCAACCGGAGCAGGAAAGAACGACCGAUGUACGAGAGGCUUGUGGUGAGAGUUCGGGUGGUCAUCCGGGGCACGACUCGGACGGCAUAGGGGCACGACGCAAGAGCAGGACAAUGAGGUGGUACCCACAUCUACGGACGGGCGACUCUCAUGCCCGUGGAAGAGACGACUCCAUCAUCAUCAUCACCGUCCCUCGGUCGCAGAGGUCGCUGGACUUGCCCACCUCGCCCGCGUACGAGAGCCAGAAGUUCUACAGAGAGGAACAGGCCUACGACCGUGACCUGGAUGCGCCCACAGAGCGAUCCGGGGAGAAAAGACACAAGGAGCUGUGA
Dissoconium aciculare CBS 342.82 is the source of this 513-nucleotide messenger RNA. RefSeq lists its product as uncharacterized. Lineage: Eukaryota; Fungi; Ascomycota; Dothideomycetes; Mycosphaerellales; Dissoconiaceae. The record is from RefSeq and is a predicted model, not a curated record. Bases 1 to 513 code for a protein of 170 amino acids. The transcript has a single exon.